AUGCCGUCUGACAGGGGAGACGCGGCAGCCACGGCCGUGCGCAGUCGACCGCUGCUACACUACAAGGAUCUAGGUCUGGUCACGCAAAACCGCAAGGUUCGCUUCACGUGUGUGCACGCAUCGGAGAAUUUUCUCGCUUGUGGCUCCAAUAAUGGAAGUGUUUAUCUGUAUGCAACGUCGGCAUUGAGUCGCAGUGAAGGCGACAGCUUUGUUACACCGACCAAGUAUCAUCUUGUAAAGAUGAUCACGCCACCUAGCAACGACCGCGUGGCUGUCACGUGUCUAAGCAUUUGUCCACAGCAGAAACACCUCGUAGUCGGUUCCAUGCGCGGCGUCGUGUAUGCGAUGCAACUGUCGGACUACCACAAGAUCGGUGAGAAGGUCGAGUUCUCGCACGACUUUCACGCAGGAUUCCCCAUUACCUGUUUCCUUUGGGACAAACGCGGCACGAGGCUUUUUUCGGCGUGUAAUGCAGGUCUUGUGUGUCAGACAGUACUACGUGCCGGUAUGUCGGCGAUCUUUGGCAGCGCGGACACGGAAUUACUGCUUAAGGAAGAAACGGGGAUUGUACAGCUAGAUCUUGCAAAAAGCGAUCGAUCGUACAUCCUCAUGGUAUCAUCCCAACUGCGUGUUUUGCUGUUAAAUCUUACUUCUGGGGAUGGUAGUGCCGUUCAAAUUGGUACAAAGGCACGGCAAGGCGCGUACGGAGCUUGCUUCUUUACCAGCCUAAACGUGGAGUCGAUCGAUCCGGCCAAAAAACGGGAAAUCAAAGUGUUUUCAUCGCGACCAGGACGACGCGUGUGGGUUGCAGACCCGCAAUCGGGUGCAGUGUCAUCAACGUUGAAAUUUUCACUCACGAAGAAUCCUAUACCAUUUCUGCAAAGUGCAGGGUGCGUCACGGAAGAAGGAAUUCAGCCUCGAAAUUUAACCAUUAAUAAGCUUGGUCGCUUUAAGUUCCUACAAGACCCUCCUUAUGCACCACAAGAUGUCAAAGACGCUGCCACAUUGCUGGUGAGCUGGAACGUUGGCUCGAGCGUAUUAUUCUUUCUCGAUCCUUCUACUGUCGAAAUUGUCGAGUGGCACUUGGAUUUGGGUAUUAUUCACGACUUAAAGAUCAUAGACGAAACAACGUUAGUAGUUCUACAUGGUGAUGUUCCAAAAGUGUCUUUAGUCCAGUCCUGUUCAGCUGACCAGUUUCUGCAGAUUUACGGCACGGCUGAUAUGAAAAAGGCUGUUGAGCUUGCGAUUGAGUUCAAUUUGAAUGACGCUACCGUAGUGGAUUCACUAUAUAACCAGUGGCUGGCUUAUCUUGAGAAUAUUGACAUAAAAGAUAACACGGAGUAUGAUGAGUUGACGGCAUCUUUAAAGGCUCUUGUGAACACGACGAGGACGCUGGAAGAGGAAUAUAAAGUGGCAGUUGAGUCUGGCUUUUCACCCACUGAUUUACAACCGCUGCAAAUUAUAUUUAAGCAGCGCCCGCAGCAAGCAGUAGCUGCUGCUUCUACCGCUUCAGCCGAUCUAUUUGCCAAUCUGGAUGACCCAAUGGGCACGAAAGUAACUCUGGCUCAUGGCAGCACUCUCCACAAGCCAAUUGAGUACAUUGAUGUGCUUGCACCGUCAGAUCAGGUCUACUCCAAGAGUAUUUGUGCACCUGAUGGAUCUUUCGUGGAGGCUAGGCUGAUGGAUAUCUCAGAGCUGCCGCGAGCACAUUCUGUGCUUGAUGAUGACUUUCGUGAAAACUUUAUGGAGGAGAUUAUGGAGGCGGUGAAACGAUUCGAGCAAGUACGAAAUAACGAAGGCUCCAUGAACAUGAAACUUCUACCGACACUAAGAGAUGGGUCCACGGCAGCAGCGAAGGCGUUUUCAACGUUUAUCCCGGGCAGCAGUGUGCUCACGCACCUAAUGGACGGCUCUAUGAUCAAGGAUCCGUUUCGCCGCUCGGACGCGUCCAAUAUUUUCAGUGACUUUCCCGAAUUCGAUAAUGAUGAAUUAGUGAUCGACCCAGAUCCGCGUCUGCUUCAGCGAAGAUACACUCAUGGCCAGAGACUCAAUACUCAUACCCAUGAAUACUCCGUGCUGCGAAUCGCUAUGUCGACAAUCGGAGAAGCAGACGAAAGCAAUUUGGACACUGAAGUCCUCCUGGAAGCGAUUUCGAUGGAUAUUUGGGAUUCAGACCUUAGGUACACUGCGAACUUACCUAUUAGCGAACAACUGGACCUUCUGGAAAACGCAAUGGAUAGAAAAGAAAGUGAAUGCAUGCACACUGGGAGAGAUGCCCAAGCACCGAGUGAAAUUUACGAUGCAGAACGAGAAGGAAAGAUUGCACUGCGCGAAGCAAAACAAGCCUUAAUCAAGACAUUGAAGGUUCAAACGCCUCUUUCAACAGUAUCAUCUAAUGAAUCCACCCCUAUCAACACAACUAGGCAACGCUUUGUGCACCAAGCAUCAACGUCUCCGGACACGGGACGUGCAGCUCAGCGCGCAAUCCAGAAACAUUUCGGAGCAGCACCGAGCUGUGAGGUCAAGCUUAAAUGCAUGGUAGGUGGCCGUAUCGCUAUAUCACCAGAGUUAGAACCUAUCAUUCGACGUGAUGUUAGCGAACUAGCUUCUGAACUUCACGCAGCUUCCGCUACAGCCGAAAAAACAAAACAGCUCACACGAAGACUAUGGCCUGCAUCUGGAAUUACACGAGUAUGCGCAUGCCUUACAAGCUUGUACUUACUGCAAGGUGACGUGGAUCAAGUACGCACGACAAUUGGGGCGUGGUUGAAUUGCUUUGACCCAACUGCGCCACUCGAAGAUUCAGAAGGAAGUGACAUCAAAAAUAAGAGUGAGCUUACCAAUAUGCCUUCACCUACUGGAUUUGCUCGUGGUGAGGCGCUUGUAGGGGGUGAUGGCCUACCACUAACGAGAGGUGACUGGAACUUAGUACGAGCAAUGGUAUCGAUAUAUUUCGCUACCUGGGCUGCUGGACCGAAAUUACAUCUCCACCCUUUGAACCCGGAUAGCAAAGGUAAUUGUCGAUUAUAUGAAAGCGAAAUGGGAAUUACAAUGAAACUGGAGCCACGCUACAAGUGGGAUAGUGUUGCAGAUGACUCCGAGACCGAGUCUGCCACGGCAGAUGAAGCCGAGGCAUUUGUAGUCAAGUACGGCGUAUAUAUUAAUCCGGACUUAGCCGCUGAAGUGUGCAACCUACGGCAGUUUACGGGUGCAUUAAAAAUUGUCCUGGACGAGGUUAUGUCCAGCGCUGAAAUGGAAGAAAUAUGUGAUGAUAUUGUAAAUUGGAUCUCAAAAACCGAAAGUGCCAAGGUUUUUUCGGUAUUAAAAGAGCGCGAUUCGUUGUGCCUGCUACUUCACAUGCUCGAUAUCUUGAUGAAGAAGUGCCCCCAGGACACUAUCGAUAUGUGUGUGAAUAAGUACCCCGUAUUGUAUCCAUGGAAUAUUGAGCAGGCCCUGUUCGGGAUAGAGCUCGAGUGGGCAUCAGGUGAAGGCGCAAAUCGUAUGUGCGAAAUUUUGCAGCCAAAGGCAGUGGCACAGGCGUCCAAGUACUUUCGGUAUCUCGUGCGUCUUCUGGAAGUAAAGGGUGACGAAGCCGGCAAAAAUACACAAGUGGUCAGUCGAUGUUUGGACCUGUGUUUCGCUGGUAGUGCGGUGAUUGGUGACUUGUUUAGCCACGAGGAAAGGCCAAGCCGUAUAGAGUGGAUUGCGGCGCUUGUUCGCCAACCCAACAGGUUCAUUUACGACCACGCACAGUGCUGGAACAUGUUUAUGGAAAAUAACGCGUUCCUUCCUCUCUUGGAGUUAACGAUGAUAUCUAUGCAAAACGAGUGCGAUUCGACGGCUUUUGACCGUGGAUUCAAUGAAUUGUCCGAAUUGGUGACUCUAAUCAUGAAAAGCAAGGAUCUGCUUGUUUUUAAUUCACUGUUUGAAAGGGUGGCUGUGCUCCCGCGCAGCUCUGAGAAGUGUUUGUGCAAUAUGUUGAGCCAGAUUCAAGUGUUCAUGUCCGAUGAGAAUCGUAACGAGCCCUUAUGCUCUGCGGUUUUCCACGCACUUUUGAGCUCGGUAAAUCUUGGUUACGGAAUGCGCCUCCUUGGUCGAUUUCCUUUGCUGUUUGCUGCCACGCCGCUGCAAACGUAUCGCACCAUUGUUGAAACACAUGUACUCACUGAGCGCCAAAAGUACGAGAUAGUGCAAAUGUUAGAGAUUGUGGACACUAACGUGUGGACAUCAUACAAAGAAGAUGUGUCUGCCACAAGUCCAGUGUCCUUCGCGCCCCAGCUUACUGCUAUUUUGCAGCUUGAAAUGGGCGCGCUUUUUCCAGCUAUGAAUCAAGAGCAGUACGCGAUGUGGGAGAACAAGUGCAAGCAGUACGAUGAUGACACAACAACACAUCGAUUAAAAGCGGAGCAGGAAGCAAAAAUGAAUAAUGGGCUUCUUUGCAGACAGAUUAGCCUUGGGCGUACUAACAACCGCAUUGCAGUAUCGAGGAUGCUUCCGGGUGUGACUCCAAUGGCUUGCCGAUCUUUUGAAUAUCGUAAUAGUGACUGGGGUGGUGCAGUGCAGUUGCACGAUUCCACUUGCGGGAUGUGCGAACUUCCCGUGGUAAUAAUUCGUGACAACAAUGCCAAUCUGGACGUGGUAUUGCUCCCAUGCGGCCACGCUUUUCAUGAAAAUUGCUUGGAAGAUAAUUCAUGUCCAGUUUGCCUAGAAGCGAAUCUGAAUACACUGGACUGGUCUUAA
Molecule: messenger RNA, 4740 nt
Organism: Peronospora farinosa
Lineage: Eukaryota; Oomycota; Peronosporomycetes; Peronosporales; Peronosporaceae
Source: the annotation of a GenBank genome assembly